AUGUCUCUUUUCAACAAGUUCAGGAGCUCCACCAACCCAGACGGCUCUAAGAAGCAAUUCAGGUGGCGCGUUUCCACCAGCAAUGAUCCCCCAGAGAUCUACAAUUGGACAUUGUACAUGUCGGUGUUGAUCUUUGGUAUUCUUGGUUCCGCUCGUGGCUACGACGAGGGGUGCAUCUCUGGGACCAAGACCCAAAAAUCCUUUAUCCACCAGUUUGGCCUUAAGGACCCGACUAAAACCGAAGACGAAUUGGCCACCUUGAAGUCAAAUAUUACAUCCAUGGUGCAAUUAGGUUCCAUUGGUGGCUCGUUGAUGGCCAUAUACUUUGUCGACCGGUUCGGGAGAAUCAGAACCUUACAAGGGGUGUGUGCCUUCUGGGUGGUGGCUGCCAUUAUCCAAAUCACCAGUAAAACCGUUGGCCAGUUGUACGCUGGCAGAUUGCUUGAAGGGUUCUCCAUCGGCCAGACCGUGGUGUGUGGUCCAACCUACUUAUCAGAAGUGGCCCCUAAGAGUAUCCGUGGGUUGUGUACCUGUAUUUUUGCGGGAACCGUUUAUUUUGGGAUUAUGUUGGCGUAUUUUGCCAAUUACGGCACUGCCCUACACGUUUCUAACACGUCCAAUCUUCAGUGGAUUGCACCAACCUCCAUUAAGAUUGUUUUAGCCGGUUUGUUGUUCAUUGGGUCGGUCUUCUUUUGCAUCGAAAGUCCCCGUUGGUUGAUCAAGGUUGGCAAGCACGAGCAAGCGGUGAAGAACCUCUCCAAGAUCAGAAAUUUGCCGGUCGACCACCCGUACAUUCUUAGUGAAAUUGCCGAUGUGAACGAGCAGGUUCAACAGUUGGAGAAAGCAUCGGAGUCACAUUCUAUGUGGAACAUUUUAGUUGAAUUCUUCACCAUCAAGUCGCUUAGAUACAGACUCUUUUUGGGCAUCGGUAUUCAGAUUUUGGGCCAAUGGUCCGGUGCCAACGCGAUUACAAUCUACGCCCCCGAGUUCUUUGCCAUGGUUGGAAAGGCUAAGUCCACCGAUCAGUUAAUGAUGACUGCUAUUCUUGGAGUGGUGAAGCUCACGUCCGCUUACUUAUGCGCCUUCUUUGUUGUGGACUUCUUGGGAAGAAGAAAGUCUUUGUACAUCGGUAUUACCAUCCAGCUUGUUUCUACGCUUUACUUUGCAAUCUACUUGACCCUUGUUCCACAAGCGGCCGAGGACCAUGUCGAUUUAACGUUGUCCCAGAAGGCCGCUGGUAGAGGGGCGAUGGCAAUGAUCUAUAUGAGUGGUGUGGGUUGGACUAUGGGCUGGAACUCCAUCCAAUACUUGAUCAACUCCGAAAUCUUCCCCUUGCGGUCCAGAAAUAUCGCCACCUCUGUCAUCAUGGUGUUCCACUUUGCCAACCAGUAUGCCAACUCCAAGGCGACUCCACACAUGUUGUUGGCGAUGAGUAAUUAUGGUGCGUUCUACUUUUUCUUUACGGUCUUGGCUAUCGGUAUUUCGUGGUGCUGGUUCUUUGUUCCUGAAGUGGCUGGGAGAAGUUUGGAGAGUAUGGAAGAGUUGUUCAACUUGCCUUGGUACUUGAUCGGAAGAAGGGGUGCUAAGUUAUGUCCAGAUCACACCGAGAUCACGAGAGUUCACUACCACGGUGAAAAGGAAGGUGCGGCCCGCAUUUCCAUCUCGGACAAGGGCGAGGUUACCCACUUUGAGGGUGCUGACAGUGACUCGAUUGACCAAGAGUCUUUCCAUUCCAAGCAUUCGGGAGAUGUGCACGUCUAAUCGAGCGGGCUGUGAACUAUCCUUGGUGCGUUGAACGCUAGCCAGAUAUGUAUUGGAUUCUUUAGGCGAAACGGCCUAGGUCUAUUUUUUUUAGCCCAUUCUAUUUAUUUUCAUUAUAUUACUUCCUCCUUUCGCAGCCUGGACUAUCUGCAAGGCUAUCUGCGGAUUGCAUUUCAAUAUUGGGGUGAGAACAUUAUCUGAGACUUUGCGCGUGCUAUUCGGUAAUUAGCUACGUUCGGACUGAGCUGAGAAAACAGGGUGAUCGGCAUCUUGGCUUGAUUAUUAACGCCAGAUCUAAUUUCUUGGUUCAAUGGUUUACCUGGAUAAUACAGACUAUUCUCUCCGAUUUUAUGUU
Babjeviella inositovora NRRL Y-12698 is the source of this 2116-nucleotide messenger RNA. RefSeq lists its product as uncharacterized. Gene Ontology annotation, molecular function: carbohydrate:proton symporter activity. NCBI's taxonomy places the organism in Eukaryota, Fungi, Ascomycota, Pichiomycetes, Serinales. Gene Ontology annotation, cellular component: membrane. Bases 1 to 1761 code for a protein of 586 amino acids. The transcript has a single exon. The record is from RefSeq and is a predicted model, not a curated record. Gene Ontology annotation, biological process: transmembrane transport; carbohydrate transport.